AGGAGGCUGGGGAGAAGAGGGGGACGGGACGGCCGAAUUUAGACCGUCACGCCUCCGAGGUCGGCCUUGCCCCUAUAAUAACCCAGCGUGACGCCUCGGUGCUCCCUGUCCAGGAUGACACUCCGCAUCCCGGAGCUCGGCGAGGCACAGGCAGAGCCCGGGGACAUGCGGCUCCUGCUGCUCUAGCACGUCCCCACUGCCCCUCCGUGUCCUCGCGCUUGUUUUGGGCCCCUUGGGGGAAAAAAAAGUGGACUUGAGGCGGCUGUGGUGCUGCUGGCCGGUGCGAUGCGGGGAGAGGAGGCUCGGCGAUAAGAAUAAGUACUCGGCACCAGGCAGCGUCGCCGUCAUGGGGAAGGACUACUACAAGAUUCUGGGCAUCCAGUCUGGAGCCAACGAGGAUGAGAUCAAGAAAGCCUACCGGAAAAUGGCCCUGAAGUACCACCCUGAUAAGAAUAAAGACCCCAACGCCGAGGAGAAGUUCAAGGAGAUCGCAGAGGCUUACGACGUCCUGAGUGACCCCAAGAAGCGAGCCGUGUACGACCAGUACGGGGAGGAAGGUCUCAAGACUGGAGGUGGCUCUUCGGGUGGCUCAGGGAACACUUUCCACUACACGUUCCACGGAGACCCCCACGCCACCUUCGCGUCUUUCUUCGGAGGCUCCAACCCUUUCGAUAUCUUCUUCGCUAGCAGCCGCUCCCGGGUGUUCAAUGGCUUUGACCAGGAAGACAUGGAUAUCGAUGACGACGAUGAUCCUUUCAGUGCCUUCGGCCGGUUUGGCUUCAACGGCAUUAACGGGGUUCAUCGGCGGCACCAGGAGUCCCUGCACACGCGGAGGAAGGUCCAAGACCCACCCGUCAUCCACGAGCUGAAGGUGUCUCUGGAAGAGAUCUACCACGGCUCCACCAAGAGAAUGAAGAUCACCCGCAGAAGGCUCAACGCCGAUGGCCGGACCAUGCGGACUGAGGAUAAGAUCCUGAACAUUGUCAUCAAACGGGGUUGGAAGGAGGGAACCAAAAUCACAUUCCCCAAAGAAGGGGACGCCACGCCGGACAACAUCCCUGCUGACAUCGUCUUCAUCCUCAAGGACAAGCCUCACUCGCACUUCAAGAGGGACGGGACGAACGUGGUCUACACCGCAAACAUCAGUCUUAAAGAGGCCCUGUGCGGCUGCACCGUGAACAUUCCCACCAUCGACGGGAGGGUGAUCCCGCUGCCCUGCAACGACAUCAUCAAGCCGGGCACAGUGAAGAGACUGCGCGGGGAAGGGCUGCCCUUCCCCAAGGCCCCCAACCAGCGAGGAGACUUGAUCGUGGAGUUCAAAAUCCGCUUCCCAGACAGAAUAGCUCCCCAGACGAGACAGAUCCUCAAGCAGCACCUCCCGUGCUCCUAGAGCCCCGGGGACUCUUCUCCAAGCAGCAAUACUCCAAACGCACGUGCCACAGCAUCCGGCCCACACGGAGCAGAGGUGCCAGAGCACUUUCAAAUGCAAAAAAAACACUUUUCUUCCCCAAAAGUCCCAUCCAUCCCUCCCACCCCUUCCCCUCUCAGCCUGUUUUCUACUCCAGCAGCGGGGGAAUGGUGAGCGCAGGCUCCUGCCCUCACAGCUCUCCUCGCUGCCAGCCUUUUUUUGUUUUGUUUUUCUAGAGGUCCAGCUUUGCUGCCUUGCACAAGCGAGCGGCACGGGCUGUUUGCCCGGGGAGGUGCAUCACUUUGUGGUUUUUGUGUCACCUGCUUUUCAAGCCAACCCUCUGACUAGAGGAUGGGCUCAUAGGGGUUAAGCGCAGUGUAAAUAGGACUUCACAGGAUCUCACAUCCCCCCCCCCCCCGUGUUAGUUUUCUCCUCCCCUCUUUGAUACUUGCUGCUGUUCGGGGUCCCGGCUGUACCAAGGUGCCAAGGAAACUCCUGAGCGCGUACGGCCAAGGGACCGCUCCUGCGCGCGGUGGCCACUGUAGCUGGACCGUUUCUAACCGGGGACCACGGUACCUAGUCCUACUGCGGUCCACUCUCCUGUGCCAAGACCUCCACCGAGCAUCACCUGUGCCAAUCAACAGAGCUCAAAGCACUUGGGGAUGGUCCCUUCCAGCCUCCUGCCCCCACUGUCCCAUGCGCCUGCUGCUGGCUGGGGGGGACAGGGGAGCCCAGGGUGGGAGCUUUCUUGUUCAGAUGUGUUGAGUUUGCAUUGCUGCUUUUUUUUAUAUACAUAUAUUUAGCUUGUUAGGUAAACUCCAUAAGGGUUUGCUCUGCCCGUUUUGGGUUUCCUGGAGUGGUUCACCCCGACUUUCGGGGCUCAGCUCAGCCAUACCAACAUCAUAUCUGUGAGAACAUAGUAUGUGUGUAGCACAAGUCUGGGUGCAAAGGCAGAGCCAAGCGUCAGCAGAGCUGUGGUUUUGACAAGCGUUUGAGUUCAGCCUUAGGGAUUUUAUUAGGAAGAGAAAGGCACGUGUAUAUAUUUUUCUACAGGGACAUUUAAUUCAGGAGGUAAUUCUGAGUGUUUUGGGGAUGCUGGAAGGAGCAUGAGGCAGUCUGCUUGGUGGUUUUGUUUUUAAAUGCUGUAUUUUUUUAAAAACUUUGGAUUUCCAUCAGGAGAAUUUUUAUAUUUCUUACCUUUCUCGGUCAACUCUGCCUCUUGCCAGUUCUUUCCCAGGAGGGGUCCUGCAGAACAGGCAGCACAGCCGACCUGGCUCUGUAUGGCGCUUCCACCACCUCAGCUCCACAUCUCCAGCCCAACCAGCACCGAGAAAGCCAAAACACCCCCUCCUCCCCAGGCAUCCUUUUUAUGAAGAAAAAUCAGUGACUUGAAAUAGGGGUCCUGGGGGGGUUCAGCUCACAGAAAGGUGCCCGCCGAGCUGGUGUGGGGUAUAUAGCUGUACAGUGCAUCAUACACGGCGGGAGGACGGCCUGUGCCACAGCCAGGGCACGGGGAGAGGAGACCUCUUAAAUUAAAUUAAAGCACUGCUUAGUUUUGUGACCAGUUUGAAUUCAGGUUAGGGCACGACGCCGUUCCCUGUGGAGUUCGAUGUACGGAAUCCUGGUGGACACUGAUGGAGUGAGAAGACAGGUCAGCACGCAGAUG
Messenger RNA from Oxyura jamaicensis (ruddy duck), 3074 nucleotides. RefSeq names its product DnaJ heat shock protein family (Hsp40) member B5 (gene DNAJB5). The coding region runs from base 347 to 1390 and encodes 347 amino acids. The transcript has 4 exons. Gene Ontology annotation, cellular component: cytosol. The record is from RefSeq and is a predicted model, not a curated record. Gene Ontology annotation, molecular function: protein-folding chaperone binding. Gene Ontology annotation, biological process: negative regulation of transcription by RNA polymerase II. NCBI's taxonomy places the organism in Eukaryota, Metazoa, Chordata, Aves, Anseriformes, Anatidae.